UGUUUGGACUGGAGAAGAUUCACUGCAAAGCGCUCUCUAGUGUCUGGUCAGAAAUUCUUUUUCAACUCACUUUCGGUUUCUGAUGUUUUGUCUCUCUGAUUGAAAAUAGGAAUUAUCGGGGUUUCCCAAGAUGGGAAACAAAGCUACAACGGUGAAAGAAGAACGGGAAGAGAUCCACUUGAAGAUUGUACCUCCAUUGGACAAAGUUUUUCUACGUUGGCUCGCGAGAGAUCUACAAAGAUUUCAUGGAUUCAAACCGAAGAACAACACUAGUGCGAUCACUCCUCCAGAUAGCUACAUCGAGUUUAUGCGGUUAAAUGGAUCGCUUGAUGUGGAUUUAGAUGACCCUGAUCUUGCCCAUUUGUUCAAGUAAAAAAGUUCUAUUGGUGUCUGUGUUUGUUUUGUAUGAAGCCUUCCAAAGUCUUAGUAACUCUUUUGAUUACUCAUACUUAAGCUUGUGUUUUGGAAACUCUCUAUAAAUAUAUAUUUAAUCUUCUCUAA
Messenger RNA from Arabidopsis lyrata subsp. lyrata, 501 nucleotides. RefSeq lists its product as uncharacterized. The coding region runs from base 131 to 373 and encodes 80 amino acids. Lineage: Eukaryota; Viridiplantae; Streptophyta; Magnoliopsida; Brassicales; Brassicaceae. The record is from RefSeq and is a predicted model, not a curated record. The transcript has 2 exons.